GAACAAAAGACUGUUUGAUAAAAUUUACAUAAACUAAUCAAAAAUUUGCUAGUAUUAAGAUAUGUUAUCAGUCUAAAGAAAACUUAAUUAUGGUCGGCAAUUCACUAUAAAAGUUCGAACUAUCUUUCAAUUUAAGCAGGAUAUUCAAUAGCGUUAUCUUAUCUUGAUCGUAUAGACUUGCAUAAAUAUAACUUGCUGGGCCUAACAUAAUCAUUCAACUAUAUUUUGUCAUACCACCUUCUACACAAUCCAAAGAGAGGAAUUAGUAAAGUAUGUGCAGCAAAAUCAACUCAAAUCAAUCCACAGAAGAUCUGUUAUCUAUGAGUUUAAAAGAAUUAUUGAUUUUGAACGAGCAUGUCAGUCCAGGACAAAACAAGUUGAAUAUUCCAAGAAAAAAAAGAUAUCUCACACAAAUUGAUAUUACUAUUUCACGCAAUUUUAGGAAAAGCGUUCCAAACAAAGAGUGCUCAAUGAUCCAAGAAAUAUACCGUUCAGGAUCUGAUCCAAAAGCGGAUGAAAUAAAAUCUAAACUAAAUUACAACAAAACACACACUAAUAACUUUUCACAAUACACUGGAGCUCAACUUAGUAUUCGACCACAAAGUAAUAGAUCAACCCGAAAAGGAAGAAGAGAUUUAGCAAGUCCACUUUCAACAACAGGUCGAUCACUAAGAAGUAAUGUUCUACGGAAACAACACGGAAUCAGAUGUCGAAGCAUGCUUUUAAAGUUGUGAUUUCUCGCAAAUGAUUGAAAUAUUAAUAAAAUCGUAUUUUUCAAGUCAUUCUUUACAUGGCAAGUGCAAUAAGUUUAUAUUUUCAAUAUAAUUUUUACUUUAAAUUUGAAAUACGAAUUAUUUCUCUAUUUAUAUUAUUAAUCUAAUGUUCAACGUUUAUUCUAUUUUCUUGCUUAUUCAGCAAAUAGCUGGAUUUCAUUC
This is a messenger RNA of Styela clava, 935 nucleotides long. The record is from RefSeq and is a predicted model, not a curated record. NCBI's taxonomy places the organism in Eukaryota, Metazoa, Chordata, Ascidiacea, Stolidobranchia, Styelidae.